This is a messenger RNA of Formica exsecta, 6897 nucleotides long. Its product is annotated as brefeldin A-inhibited guanine nucleotide-exchange protein 3-like. NCBI's taxonomy places the organism in Eukaryota, Metazoa, Arthropoda, Insecta, Hymenoptera, Formicidae. The record is from RefSeq and is a predicted model, not a curated record. Gene Ontology annotation, molecular function: guanyl-nucleotide exchange factor activity. Gene Ontology annotation, biological process: regulation of ARF protein signal transduction. Bases 52 to 6684 code for a protein of 2210 amino acids. The transcript is spliced from 22 exons.
GCACUCCCGUUAUCGAUCAGUCUCGUGGUAGCGGUGGUAGCCCGCCGUGUCAUGGAGGAUCUCCUGCUGCAGAUCGUCAGGGAGUCGAAUAAUGCGAGGUUACAAAAUUUACGCAAAUCAGCGCAGGAAGCGCACGAUUUUUUGGAGAAGCAGCAAGGCUUGCUACGAGAUCCACCUCACGAACUCCGCGCAAAAUGCUUACAUACGUUUCAGCUAGCACUGGAGAGCAACAGGAGCAAAUUUAUUGCCUUCGGUCUUGCGGGAUUACACAAAAUGUUGAGAGACGAUAGAUUUCAAUCGCCCUAUGAACCGGAAGACGAUUCGUUAUGGUUGCCUGCGCAAAUGUUGCACGCCAUGAGCUCCAUCGUCUCGCAGUCCGAUGACACGCAAACGGAUAUGCUCAAAGUUUUACUGCAGGUUGCCUGUUCCCCUUAUUGGACCAUGAACGGACGUCUGAUUAUCGCUAUAUUAACUACUUGCUGCGAAGCUUUUGAGAAUGGAAAUCAAGCUGUACGUACAGCAGCACAGGCAGCGACCAGUCAAACAUUGCGAUCGUUUUGUCUCUUCUUAGACGAAGAGUGUCAGGAGAUGGAUGAGAAUGCCAAACGGAACAAGAAUGUUCGCGAGCGAGGCGUCUCGUGCUUCAACGAGGCUCUGCCGAUUCUGCAAUAUAUCUGCAGCAAGCUGGACGAGGCUCAAAAUAACGGCAGGAACGGCAACACUGUGGUCUUCCUACUGGAAUGCCUGCACACGCUCAUAUCGUCGCUACCGCAAAAGAUUCACACCAACGCGCAUUUCACGACCUUCCUGUGGCAGAAGUUCUGUCCCGCCUUGAUAGCCUUUCUAGGCACGCCUCGAGUGGAUAAAACCUUCACCUCCCGGGAGGGGAAGGAGAAUGAGAUUGGCAGAGGUUCCGGAUACUUGGCCACGUCGUUGAGCUUCGACAGCCAUCAGGCUAAGACUGUUUACAGCAUUGGUACAGAAUUAGUAAGAUUAGUAGGAUGCGUUGGUCCGCUGCGACCAGUCUUGGAAUCGGUGUUUCACAGAAUGCUGCUAUAUCCACCACCGCAGCAACGUUUAGAACCGUUAAAAGCGUUGAAAGAACUACUGCGUAGUCCUAGUCGCAUGGUGGAUUUUGCUGGACCGUUACUGGUCGAGGAAGACCGAUCGAGUCAUAUACAAAGUGAUAUGGCACUGAUGAGACUAGCCAUGGAUUCUAUCGAGGAAUCAACAACCGGUGGACUGGCUAUAUUGCAUGCGAGUGUCUCCUGCGUAAUUGCCAUGUUGUCGGCGCUUCAGGAACUUUGCGAAGGCAAGGCGAUUAAUCACAAUUACACGUGCACGAUCAAUAGUUUGUACGAGGAUUUGGAAUCCUGCGACUAUCGCGGACCUUUGACCUAUCAAAGCAUGGCACGAUUGCCAAAAACUUAUAGGGAACAAUUGGAAUUAAUGAAGAAAGGUAUGGGUUCGGAUUCCGACUCAUCCGGGCAUGGACCAUCGGAGGAUGGCGAUUCAACCGACACCGAAGGUCCUCAAAACGAGUCGGACGAGGUACAGGAGGAAAAUAGCCUCGACGACAACGAUUGCGCAACAGAGAACGAGUGCGAGAGACUGAGAUUGAAAAAAUUACCAAAAUGUCUUCACGUGGGUCGACAGGUAGCUGACGAAUGCAACGUGGAUGUUGAGAGGCACAAUGCCAGGCGAUUUGUAAAAACACUCAGAUCCGAUCUCAUACCGAUGGUACUCACAUUAAGGAGUAACAUCGAAGUGGAUGAGGCGUUGCAGAACUUUGCUUCCGAAUACUGUCAAGGAGUGUUUGUAGCUCAGCAGAAAAUGCAGGAACAAAGUGAUACCAGUACAGAUUCAUGUGCGUUAAUCACAAUCAUGAACGCCGAUGGAAUUUAUUUGGCAACGUAUGCGGCGUUGCUUCUCAAUCUGAAAUUAAUUCGGAUAAAUUACUAUCAUGACGAGGCUCGGCAAGUACCGGUCAGCGAGGAGCAAUUUGUGGAAGAGGUGCAUGGGUCAGGUGUUCUGGUUUAUCUCUCAGCCACGUGGCUUUCCGAAUUGUAUCAACAAGUGCUCGCGUGUAAUUUACUCGAGAGAUGCGGUUAUAAUCCCAGCUCUACGGAAAAUAAUGCGUUAGUCAAUGUUCUCACGGACGUGGACGGUAUACCUGGUAGCCACAGAGGUGGACAGUUGCUCUCCGAUUACAUAAGACUGGAACGGGCCCAACUUUCUCGAAGCGAGCCGACUCCGGAAGCGGAGGCCGGCGCGAAACUUUCCCGGAGAGUGCUGACUUGUUGCUGGAGCAGCAUGAUGACGGUUCUUACGACGGGACUGAAUCCUCCCAAGGAGGAAACCAAUAAAAGCAUCCUAAACAGAGAUGGUGGUAGAAGAGGAGUCAGGGAUACGGUCGUCUUGGCGCUCGAGGGUCUUCACAAGGCUGCCACAUUGAGCAAUGUACUCGGCUUACAGAAUCGUUGCGGCUCCAUCUUUGCUCUUCUCGCCAAAGCCGCUUGCACAGAACAAUCCAUUUCGAGAAUCACUCGCAAGAAGGAUGUUCUCCGACUUAAAUUACAGAACAGGGCGACCAAUAUUCACACAUCUCACGCGCUCAGUAUGGACGUGCUUUUGGGACGAGGUUUGGAACUCGGUAGUCAUGGUAGCGAUUGCUGGCCGCACGUUUUUACGUGUUGUCUGUACGUGAGCAAGCUGGAACAUGACUUCUUUGGAAGGAAUCAAAAUCCAUCGCUGCCCAAAGCUCAUCAAAAGAAGGAGAAAAAAGACAUUGCGAAUGGGGAUGCUAAGAAUGGUCAAGAUAGGCUGCGACUAAAUUUUAAUAUUGUCGAUGAUGAGGAAUCUUGCGUGGAUGUUUACAGUUUUCUUUCGAGUCCUUAUACGCAAAAUCCCAGCUCGGACACUAUCCCGGAGAUUAUUCAAGAAUCGAACGCCGACAGCCAGUUCAAUGGCAUUCUACCGGCGGACUACGCCGCCAAGAUUAUCUGCGUACUGUCGCAGCAAGUCGACAGACUCUUCGAGGACGCGGCACUUAAACUGAAUCUCAGAGCGCUCUGCUCGUUUCUCACGGCUCUCUGUAAGGCUAGCAAAGCGCAGCUCUUUAAGACCACCGACGGAUGCAAAGAUAAUAAGAGAUUUUGGUGGAGACGGAAUAAACCGAGGGAGAAUGAGAUGAACGUGUUGCUUUUAGCUCGUUUGGGCGAAGUUAUGCUGAAGUGUGUAAAAAGCGGCAGGCCCUUGAUUCAUAUAAUGGGAGUAUGGAGUAUUCUGGGGCCACACUUCAUGGAAGCAGCUUGCCACGAGGACCGCGGCAUCUCGAAGAAAGCCGUUCAAUGCAUUCACGAUUCCAUGGCGGGUUUGUUGAACGAGCAGAUAGAACUUCCGCAUUUUCACUUCAACGAGGCGCUCUUCAAGCCUUUUGAAAAUCUUUUAUGUCUCGAGCUUUGCGACAGUGACGUGCAGGAUCAAAUCGUUAGCUGCAUCUGCGAGUUCGUCGAAACGAAUUGCACGGAGAUCCGCUCGGGCUGGCGUCCGCUUUUCGGCGCCCUCCGAGUGGCGUCGGUCGGCAAUUCGGAUUCCGUCGAGUCAGCCCCCUUGUUGGAAGUCUUCAGGGUUUUUCUCUCGACGGACAACACGUUGGUCUUCGCCAACGCCGCACUGGACUGUAUCCUGUGCCUGCUGAAACACGUGCGGGGUAUCGGCGACAACGAGACCCAAUCCGAGGAGGCGGAAAACAUUGACGGCGCGGAAUCGAGGAGGAUGAGACUCUGCGUGGAAAGUCUCAAGUAUCUGUUGAGCUGCAGCGACAUCCUGUCGUCGAUGUAUCGGAUGCCAGCCUGUCCGAUCUUCCAUUCUGCCCAGAGAAUUCAAGUGUCGACGUUGCCGCAAUACGUGGACCCGGUUAUACCGAAUCUCGAGCUAACCAGAUUCGACAAGCACAUUGAGUCGAUGCAAGAUAUCAUCCCGGAAAGAUCAUACGAUGUGCUGACUCCGCUGAUCGACAAGAACGCUCAUUCCAUGACGACGCUGCAGAGCAUGGAUAAGCCCAGCGGCAUUCUUCGCGUCUGGUACAUCCUUAUUGAGGGCCUGGCGAGUGCAACCAUGAUUUGUCCGAGACGUUAUCAACCACAUACUUUGGAGACUCUGUUCCAUCUCUUGCGCGACAUUUUGAAUGUACCCGGGCCGGCUUUCGGACUCUAUUGUGUUAAUCAUCUGCUGCUACCUAUGGUGCAAAAUUGGCUAAGGAAAACGUCCAAGAUCUUCCGUGGUUGGGAUAACUUUGCGCCUAACUUUAAACAAUGCUGCGGUCUCACGACCGAUCUCGUGGUUGAUUACUUGACGCAUCUGCAAGGUCCAGAAGUUGUCAGGAACGAUGCCUAUCUGCCGGCCACAACGUUGAUGUUGAAACAACUUUUAUUAGUGAUGGCGGAAUGCGUGGUGCAGUCUACGGAGAGCAUAGCUCGUCUCGGUUGCGCUUGCAUCAGGCACGUCCUAGUGAGCAGUGGGCCACUUCUCACCUCGGAACAAUGGGAGGUCUGCGGUGUCGCGUGCUACCGCGCCUGCUCGAACUCGUUGCAGGAGCUGCACCAGCUGACCAUGGCUUUCUCGCCCAGAUCGGAAUCCUUUUACGGGGACGUUGCCCAGGUGAAGGUCGCGGCGCGCCGAGACGCGACACCGGAAGAAACGGAACGGCUGCGACGGCUCGCCGGCCAGGUGUUCCUUCUGGAAGAACAGACACGCGUCGAGGAUGCUUCGCGGUCGCCUGACGAGAGAUCGUACGUGUUCCUUUUGUAUCCUCCUGCCGUAGGUACUACUCUCAAUCCCGAUCUCUACAUCAUUAGAGUUCAAUUGCGCGCGUUAGUGGUCGGACUUUUGGUACACCAGAUGUUGCUUCAUUGCAUCGCGAGUGUCCUUCUACAAGGUGCCGGCACCUCAAUUUCAAGCUUGUCCCAUGUGAUCCCGCACUCGACGCUGUGCAGCUCGCCUAAUCCAAACGUCAAACGCGGUUACCUGUCCCAUCUAAAUCCGCAUCACGUGGAGAUCUUUCUUUCCAUCUUGGAUCUCUCUUACGUCGCUGCGUUGAAAUUUGAUUAUCGACCUGGCCUGAAGUUUCUAGUGCAGAAGGUGGCGAAUCUCGAGCAGCCGGCGAAUCUAUAUCGUCAGGCGGCUGCUGCCUGGACCAUCAAGAUCAUCACGUUAUUGGAGCUGUGCUUGCGCGAGAUAGAGGAACUAAACGCAACCUUGGAACUGGUUAAGACCAUUCUAGGGACAGCACUGAGCGAUCGGGAGUGCGUCUACGAUAUAAAGCAUCGGAAGCUCACCAAAUAUCUUCGACAACUACGUAUGAUCUUCGACGAGCUCUGUGAGACCUACGUUGAGGUGAUCCUCGACGAGGACGGCAGGUACACCAAGGUCGAUAGUUUCACGGAGAGAAAGAUAUUCUUGUUGGUGGCACAGCCCGACGAUUAUCCUGAGAUCACCAGAAAAGAGGCUAUCGACGAUCGACUCGUUACCAGCACUCCGGCGCCUGUCGGCUCGUUGGAGGAAGACGUCCCUGAUGCCCAACUGAACGACCAAGAAGACGACCAGGAUGAUCCGGAUGAUGUCGACGUGUAUAAUCCGAAUUUGGAUGACGAGAGCGGCUUGGAAGAGCUCGGAGCUGAAUGUGAGAAUGAUCCCAGGCCGUUCAGACUGUCGGACUUGGCCGCGGAGUACUCGACUGAUUCUGGUCCGCAGUCCGAGCCGGAAACCGACAACUCGAGACCGAUGUCCAGGCUCGGCUCGGUCACAGAGAAGGUUGUCUAUCUCGAUCGCUCCGGCGGUACCUCCAGUGAGGAUUAUAUCGAUGCCAAGUACGAUGCUGUGACACCGGCGCCUCCCAAUAUGAUAUACAAUAGCGACGAUCUCCGCUGUAAUUUAGAGCCGUUCUGGAAAACAGAGUCGAACGACGCCUCUUCCAUGAGAAUCAUGGCGAAUGUGAAGAUGCUCGAUAGAAAUCGAGCGUUCUCCGACGAAAACUUUUUAUACCAGAAAUCAUAUCCGAAACGACGCGGUAGUGACGUAUGUCCGUUAUCUAGACGGAAAUCCUUAACGUUCAUCACUACGGCGGAUCUCGACGCAGAUAAGUCAUCGCUGGUCGUAGAAUCCGUGGAUCUUCGGCCGAGAUCGGUGAUGGAGCUCCGCGAAACGAGACGUCCAACCUGGACGACAUCCAGUGAGCCUCGCGAACCGGAAACAAAUCGAAGUAUCGAAGAGGAGGACAAAAGUAAUACUAAAUCUUCGCAGAUUCUUGAAAAUAUAGACGAACUGCUGCGCGAUUACGAACGCAGCAAGCGUGGUUUUAGAACGAAUCCCUUUUUGCGGGACGAAGGAAAUAAGGAAAUAAGUGCAGCCGAGAGCCAGCCGAUUGCCAAUCAGGAGGUGGAGUUUCAGCGGAGAAAUGUUAAUAAAGAUAGCGAAGCCCACAGGAAAGCAUGGGCGGAUACCUUGAGCACUGCGCUGGAAUGGGCCUUAGCUUUGCCAGAUGAACGAUUGGCACCGUUACUUCCGGUUUUCGUAGGCGGCGUGCGAACACUAACCAGGCACGCCGUAGAUCAAAGUCUGAAGCAGCGUCUCUCGGCUCUCUUCCAUCGUAUCGCCGUGCUUUAUGGAUUGACAAAUAAUUAAUAGCGAUCGCGUUUUACGCGCAAUCGCAGCCUUAGAUUAUAAGACUCUCGGAAAAGCCGAAAAAGGAACGAUUUGAUAUAUUCGUGAUAUAUAAUUUAUUCUUUCCAUAUUCUUCAUUGUUACUGUGAUGAAGCUAUUGCUUACAAAAUCCAAGAGAGAGAGAGAGAGAGAGAGAGAGAGAGAGAGAGAGAGGAGAGAGAGAGAGAGAGAGAG